AUGAGAACUAGCCCAAGCCAAUUUCAAUCACUGGUAGAAUUUAUGGAAAGGAAUGGAGACCUCAGUAAGCCUACCGAAGGAUCUCAAGGAAGGAUCACAAAUAUACAAAUGUGGGUUCGAUUGACAAAGCUGUUAAAUUCAGAGUCUUCAGGUGACACUAAAACAGCAGAGAAAUGGAGAAAAGUGUGGAGUGACUUAAAAAACAAUACUAAGAAAAAAGCAGCCCGAAUAGAACAAUCAGAUUGUAAACCUAGUGGUGGUCGUGCUCACAAACUCAAACUGAGUGACUUAGAGCAAAGAGUUCUUAAUAUUAUUGGUCAAUCAAUUACUACAGAGGUGGUUGAAUUUCCUGAGAUUACAUUAGAUCAGGAAGAUGAAAAGUCAUCCGCUUCAAAUAGUGAAUCUUCAGAAAGCCCAUCAGAUUCUCAGAGGGAAACAAUGUUUGAGCCAAAUAUAGAUGCCUGGGAUCAACCAGGUAAUAGUGAACAACAUAGACCACAAAAAUCAAAAGCUUCAAUAAGGCGACGGUGGCGUCCGAUGCAUCAAGGAAGAAGAAUUAGAUCUCAGGCAGAAGCCCCACGGCCAGUGUUUGUCAGUGCAGAUAGUGAGUGGCGAACGUUUCAAAGGGAAAUUGAAAAAGAGAGGUUAAGACUAAGAAAAAGGGAGCUACAUCAGCAAGGACGAUGGUUGGAUCUGUUUGAACAGUUUUUAGAUUUAGGUAACAGAGUUGUUGAUGUCUUGGAAAAGAAA
Molecule: messenger RNA, 750 nt
Organism: Brenthis ino (lesser marbled fritillary)
Lineage: Eukaryota; Metazoa; Arthropoda; Insecta; Lepidoptera; Nymphalidae
Source: the annotation of a GenBank genome assembly